UAUAAAGGGAGGGAUCAAUAAUGUUGUGUUAAGAGAAGACGACUUCGUUUUUCUUUGAAGUAAAUAAAUUACGAGUCAUUGACGUUGACUCACCACCAAGGUUUCACAUGAAGCAGGAUCCACGGCGUGUGUUGUCCUCGUUCACCUUCUUCAUAUAAACAAACAGACUUCCACAUUUAUGUUGGUCACAUAGAGUUUUCCAUUUUCUUCUAUCAUACUCAGAGCUCAGAUUCUUAGCUCUCCGGCGACCUUUGCGGUCGAUCACAUUCUCCACGGCGAGUUAGACUGAAAUCGCCAAUAGGUGUGUACAGGUUACAAUAAAACCGUCUUCAUCAUCUUGGUUCAACGAGGUCUCUAGCUAAGAUGGAUUCCGGUAAAAGCCACGAAGAACCAAUAUUUCCAACCAUGUCUUCUUCUUUUAGCGGACAGGCCAGUGCAGGCACGUUUUUACCGGUAUCACGUAGCCUGCCUCUCACGUUUAACAAUGAUGCUGCCGAUAGUGAUAGUGUCUCAGAGGCGGGAGAUACUGGUGAUCGCUCGCUUCAGAGAAGGCAUUCACAUCAAAAUGUAUUAGUUGACCACACAGCUUCUCUAACCAAGCCUUUCCCUGUGGACACAACAAAAUCUCCUUUACCAACCGAGUUCCUCUUGUCACCUGAUGCAAACAAACCGGGAAAGGAGGGAGAGCCUGUGUUAUCAAAGUCCUUGGAAUACAUAUCAUGCCUAACUCAUUUGGCUGUUUUUGGGAUUCUUGGGGCUGUUACGAGAUAUAUGCUGCAGAAACUGUUUGGACCAACUUUUGCUAAAGUAACCAGCGAUGGGAGCAUCUUGUACCUUGAUCUUCCUGCCAACAUGGUAGGAUCAUUCUUGAUGGCUUGGUUUGGGGUUGUAUUCAAAGCAGAUAUAGCGAGGUUUUCUGAGUUUCUAGCGAUAGGAUUAUCGACUGGUUACUUGGGAAGCCUCACAACAUUCAGUGGUUGGAACCAGAAGAUGCUGGAUCUUAGUGCUGAUGGCCAAUGGUUAUACGCUCUUCUUGGCUUUUUGUUUGGAUUGUUUCUUGCAGCUUACUCUAUCAUUCUUGGGGUAGAAACAGCCAAAGGUUUCAGAUGGCUUCUGCGCAGAAGAAGAGCUUUGUCUGAGGAGAAAAAGGACUCUUGUCUCAAGGGUAACAACACCUAUAAGAGGAAUAUUAUGUCUUUGAUCUUAAUGCUUACGUUGCUGAUGGCUUUUCUCAUUGUGAGUGCCACCGAGCUUGUAAAAGAGUUUGACAAAGGAACAAGCAAGGCUCAACUAUGGUUAGGUUGCUUAGUCGCUGCACCUGGUGUCUGGAUCAGAUGGUUCCUAGCCCGACUCAACGGACGUGGUCUGGGAAAAGAUGGACAGUAUUUGAAGUGGGUCCCCUUUGGCACCCUCAUUGCUAAUGUAGCUGCAGCUUCUGUCAUGGCAGCUUUGGCCACGUUAAAGAAAUCGGUGGACACGACAACAUGUAACACAGUUGCUUCUGGAAUACAGUUUGGUCUGUUAGGAUGUCUGAGCACAGUUUCCACCUUCUUGGCUGAGUUCAAUGCGAUGAGAGAAAGUGAUAAACCAUGGAGAGCCUAUGCUUAUGCAUCUUUCACCAUUGCUGUUUCUUUUGCCAUGGGAACUAUAAUAUACUCAGCCCCUGUUGGCUAGUAGGAGGACUCA
This is a messenger RNA of Raphanus sativus (radish), 1686 nucleotides long. Its product is annotated as fluoride export protein 1. Lineage: Eukaryota; Viridiplantae; Streptophyta; Magnoliopsida; Brassicales; Brassicaceae. Gene Ontology annotation, biological process: fluoride transmembrane transport. Bases 364 to 1674 code for a protein of 436 amino acids. Gene Ontology annotation, molecular function: fluoride transmembrane transporter activity. The transcript has 7 exons. Gene Ontology annotation, cellular component: membrane. The record is from RefSeq and is a predicted model, not a curated record.